Molecule: messenger RNA, 1248 nt
Organism: Ilex paraguariensis (yerba mate)
Lineage: Eukaryota; Viridiplantae; Streptophyta; Magnoliopsida; Aquifoliales; Aquifoliaceae
Source: the annotation of a GenBank genome assembly
AUCUCUUAUACACGCCCGGCACACACACAUAAUAGAGUUCUGAACUCAAUUUUCGAAUGCUAACUACUUGAUUACAGAGAGAGAAGCAUAUAGGUUAGAGAGAAAGAGAGAGAGAAUGGCAGGUGUUGGGAAAGAGAGCAGCAGUGGAGUAGUACCAGAUUCAGUGAUGGAAGCAGUGAAGAGAACAUCGAACAACAUAGAAGAACUCAGGACUCCUUUUGUGGAGUUCUUAUCUCUCUGUGAUGCUGACGUUCUUGCUGAGAUGCAGCCUUUGCAUCGGGCUCAUUCUCUUUUUCUGCUUGCCAAAGUCACUACAACUCUGUUUGCUUUGAGGUUGAGGUGUAAUGGCAUAAACCCGGAUGAUCAUCCCGUCAAAUCGGAGCUUGAUAGAUUAAGCUUGUAUGAAGAAAAAUUACAACGGUGCAUAGAUUUGAGUAAAGCACCACUGCGACGUUCAACUACCUUGAAUGCCCAGGCAGCAACCCGUUUUAUUGAGCAUUCUUUGCCUGAUCUUACCCCUGAGCAGAAGCAAAGUAUGAGGGAAAUCAGUAGAGGAGAGGGGGCAAAGUUUAAGUAUACAGAGAGAAGUGUUCAAAAGAAGAGGAAACAUCAGUCAUCUGAGAAGCAAUCUGUUCGAACUGCUGCACAGGAAUUUCUCGAGAAAGCUGCCCGGGAGCUUCUUGGUGAUAAUAAAGGUGGUUUCAAGGUACCUUUACGGCCUGAGGAUUCUGAUGAAGACAACCUGCCUCUGGGCUGAUUCUCUGGGUGUUUAGACAACAGUAAGCGGUAGAGGAGGAUUGGUGGUAAACUCAACACAACACUUGGAAGAAAUGUCUAGGCUGGAGUGCUUGCAUGCUUGUAGCCCUAUAUUGGAAACAGGGACCUAGCUCAUGGAUUAUUUUUGUGCCACUGCCAAAGACAAAUCCUUUUGCUUAUUCAUCAUGACAAUUGCGGGGUAGGCUUCGAGGAUUUGAGAUCUGAAUGGUUGGUGGAGUACCUAUCUCGGUGUGUCAUCUUUAGUUUGCUGGUUACUCUAUUUUUUGGUGCAGGGCAAAGUAUUCCAAGCUGUAGCCACCCAGAUUUAUUUAGUCCAAGGAGUAGUUCAAUGGAUAUAAGUUUUUGUUGGUUUUGAUUUCAUUGCAUGGAAGGAUGGGUUAUCAAGUUUUAACUUGACAACUUUUGGGAAGUAAUAAAUGCUGAUGCACUUGUGUGGAGGCACUUUAAAGAGACUGUCAAUAUUAGAGGCAA